Molecule: messenger RNA, 888 nt
Organism: Cucurbita pepo subsp. pepo (vegetable marrow)
Lineage: Eukaryota; Viridiplantae; Streptophyta; Magnoliopsida; Cucurbitales; Cucurbitaceae
Product: AT-hook motif nuclear-localized protein 20-like
Cellular component (GO): nucleus
Molecular function (GO): minor groove of adenine-thymine-rich DNA binding; DNA-binding transcription factor activity
Source: RefSeq, a predicted model, not a curated record
CACCCUUUGAAGAUGGCUAACCGGUGGUGGACCUCCGGCCAGAUGGGUCUUCCCGGAGUUGAUCAUACAUCCACAACCUCCUCUGCCUUGAGAAAACCAGAUCUCGGAAUCUCCAUGAACAACAACGGCGGUGGCGGUGGUGGCGAUGACGAUGACGAUAGAGACAACGGUGGCAGCGAUGAGCCUAAGGAAGGAGCUGUCGACGUUCCCUCUCGCCGCCCUCGUGGCCGUCCGCCCGGGUCCAAGAAUAAGCCUAAGCCACCUAUCUUUGUUACUAGAGAUAGCCCUAAUGCCCUAAAAAGCCAUGUCAUGGAGAUUUCUAAUGGCGGUGAUAUUGUUGAGUGUGUCGCUCAAUUCUCCCGUCGACGUCAGAAAGGUGUGUCUGUGCUUAGUGGUAGUGGGACGGUAACGAACGUGACCCUUCGACAACCGUCGGCCCCCGGUGCAGUCUUGACACUCCAUGGUCGAUUCGAGAUCCUUUCGUUGACCGGAACUUUCCUCCCUGGACCAGCUCCGCCCGGCUCGGCGGGCCUAACGAUCUACUUAGCUGGUGGUCAAGGGCAGGUGGUGGGUGGUAGUGUUGUCGGGCCACUCACCGCUGCCGGGCCGGUGAUGGUGAUAGCUGCGACGUUUUCCAACGCGACAUACGAGCGAUUACCGUUGGAAGAGGAGGAAGACGGUGGAGGAGGAGGAGGACAAGGGCUGGCAUCAACCGGAGGUGGUGGUGGAGGGGAUAGUUCACCACAAGGCAUUGGUGGCGGAGUGGGAGAUCCAUCAGCUAUGCCGCCGUUGUACAAUUUACCGCCGAACUUGCUGCCGAAUGGUGGUGGUGGGCAGAUGAAUCAGGAGGCUUAUUCUUGGGCUCACGGCGGCCGGCCGCCGUUCUAA